AUGCUCCGCCGCGCCGCCGUCGUCGCUGCUCGUCAAGUGCCGUCGCUGCCGUACGAUGUCCCACGCAACACCCGCGGCUCGAUGCCCGUCUUCACCGACAUCCGCAACGCAGGCACCCGUCACCUCACCCUUAUUCGCAAUGUCCAGGGAGACCUCGCCGCGCUCGCAAAAGACCUCGCCACUACCCUCCAUCCCCCAGGCUCACCCGAAGCGAAGCGCAUGAAGACCACAAUCAUCCGCUCCCAGCACAUCGUCCUCUCCGGGGGGCUCUGGAAAACAAAAGUCAUGCGUUGGCUCGCCGAGCGCGGUUUCUAG
This is a messenger RNA of Laetiporus sulphureus 93-53, 315 nucleotides long. RefSeq lists its product as uncharacterized. Gene Ontology annotation, cellular component: ribosome; mitochondrial large ribosomal subunit. Gene Ontology annotation, biological process: translation. Gene Ontology annotation, molecular function: structural constituent of ribosome. Lineage: Eukaryota; Fungi; Basidiomycota; Agaricomycetes; Polyporales; Laetiporaceae. The coding region runs from base 1 to 315 and encodes 104 amino acids. The record is from RefSeq and is a predicted model, not a curated record. The transcript has 2 exons.